AUGAAGAACGCCUACUGCGAGGACGGAGGAGUACAACUUGAAGGCUCCCAAAUCGUGGAAACUUCGUCAUACGUAUACCUCGGGCGUUGUAUGAACAUGGAAAACGAUUUGAAGGAAGAACUGAAUAGAAGAGUGAGAGCAGCAUGGGCAGCAUUCGCAGCCGUCAGGGAAGCUACGGACAAACUGACGGACCAAGGUCUUCGUGCCCAUCUGUUCGACUCGACAGUCCUUCCAGCGCUCUGUUACGCAGCGGAGACGUGGGCAGACACCGCGGUCACGUCUAGGAAGCUACUUACUACUCACAGAGCCCUUGAGAGAUGUCUCCUGAAGUUUAACCGUCGCACACAACACCUUGCCGGUCUUCGUAGCUCCGACUUAAGAGGAAUGUCCCGUCUUCGCCAGCGGAAUAUGUAUCGAAAGCAAAACAUAGAUGGGCCGGUCACAUCAUGA
This is a messenger RNA of Necator americanus (New World hookworm), 450 nucleotides long. RefSeq lists its product as uncharacterized. The coding region runs from base 1 to 450 and encodes 149 amino acids. The record is from RefSeq and is a predicted model, not a curated record. The transcript has a single exon. Lineage: Eukaryota; Metazoa; Nematoda; Chromadorea; Rhabditida; Ancylostomatidae.